AUGUCCGAACUCACCUUCUGCAAGACGUUCCUCGGAGCAAUCGAUUCGCGCCCGGUCAAGCUGUCAUCCGACUACGUGUCCGACGCGCGAACCUACCCAGCUACAGGCGUUCCCAUCCUCCCCCGUCUGCCGCAGGGCCACCCGCAGCGACCCAACCCCAAAGCCACACAAGAUGCCCCCUCGACCUCGGCCGUCAACAUCAGCCUCAAGCCCAUGAAACCCACCACCCCGACACUGCCUCUCUCCGCCGUCGACCCGGCCAAAACCUCCGUCUACGACCUCAAGCAGCAGUACAGCACAGCGACCAGCAUACCCGCGACCAAGAUCAAGAUCCUGUACAAGAAGAAGCCCGUCACCGACUCCAAGCUGAUCAGCGAAGUUAUUGGCGCAGAAGCAGGCGCGGAUGUAGAGUUUGGCGUCAUGGUCAUGGGCGGCGCGGCGGCAGGAGGCGCGUCGACACCAAGCGCAGAGUCGCCGGUCGCGAGCCCGGCAGCCGUGGCGCCAAGUGAGAGCGACAAAGGCUUGGCUGGGGCUGGGGCUGGGACUGGGGCUGGAGCUGGAGCGAGCGUAGGAGCUGUCGGGGGUGCGGCGGCGGUGGGGCCGAGUGGGAAGGAGGUGGUAGCUACCGACGAAUUCUGGGCUGAUUUGAACAACUUUGUUCUGCAGAGAAUAAAGGACGAGCACGAAGGCGAGAGGCUGGUGGGCGUCUUCAGGAAGGCCUGGCAAGCUGAUCGGUGA
Messenger RNA from Ascochyta rabiei, 738 nucleotides. RefSeq lists its product as uncharacterized. The coding region runs from base 1 to 738 and encodes 245 amino acids. NCBI's taxonomy places the organism in Eukaryota, Fungi, Ascomycota, Dothideomycetes, Pleosporales, Didymellaceae. Gene Ontology annotation, molecular function: protein binding. The transcript has 2 exons. The record is from RefSeq and is a predicted model, not a curated record.